GAAAGACCGAACAGUGAGAAGAGAAAAAUAUCAUCUGAAAAAUCUCUUGAGGAGCCCCGGGCCAUAUCAACACAGAGUACUAUGAUGAGACAAGGGGAAGGAGAGGAGGUCAUCAGCCCUCUGCAGUGGAUGGAUGGAGACAUGAGCUCGCCUGAUGGAAACACAUCGGUCUCAUUACAUCGCUACAAGGCAGGUGGAGCAAACCAACAGACCAGGGAGAUGGGGAGUGAGGAUGCAGAGGAGGAUGAGGAAGAUGAAGAGGACAGACAGGAGGAUGAAAAUGACUGCAAAAAACAAAGGCCUAAGAAAAAGCGGAUGACCAAAGCCCGACAGGAGCGAUUCCGUGCCAGGCGUAUAAAGGCUAAUGCCAGGGAGCGCUCACGUAUGCACGGUCUAAAUGAUGCCCUGGAGAACCUACGCAGCAUCAUGCCCUGUCACUCCAAAACCCAGAAACUGUCCAAGAUUGAGACAUUACGGCUUGCUCGCAACUACAUCUGUGCUCUGUCUGAGGCUCUGGAGGGGGGCCUGUCCACAGAGAGUAGGGCUUUCAUGGAGACGCUGUGUAAGGGCCUCUCACAGCCCACCACCAACCUGGUGGCUGGCUGCCUGCAGCUGGGACCAGCUCAUGGUGCUGGGAUGGGGCCUGAGGACAGACAUGGUAUUCGGGCACCACCUACUCCUCUCAGUGGGGUGGUAAGCUACUCCUCCCCAGGCCUACCAAGUCCACCUUAUGGCAUGUUUGACUCUGCUCACCUUCUUCACCUGAGGGCGAUAAAAGGAGGAAUGAAUGAGAGUCACUUCCCAAAUGAGUAUAAUGCUGGUGGCGUGGGGACCCCUCCAUACGACAGCCCUCCUACACCACCUCUGAGCAUCAGCAGUAACAUGGUGCCGAAACAGGAGCCCUCACACCACUACUCCUCCUCCCCUGUUGAGCAGGGCCUGUAUCAAGCUCAGAGCAGCUAUAACAUACACCGACAGGAGCCAUAUUACUCCUACCAUCCACCGCAUAUGAACCCGCGACAGAUAAGCUCUGUCUAUAGAGACUAAAGAGGCUGAGGAGAGUUCAGUCACCAAUACAACCUCACUGCUUGAGUUAGUCUUUGAUCCUUCAUGAACAUUUAAGACUGAAGAGUUGACCCGUCUCAGUAAAGGCUGUUAUCAGAAGAAUGGUAGAAUAAAACUGGCUCGAUUAUAUGUGUGGAGACUUGCACAGUAGCACUGCUGAACAUUACUAAUCUUAGAAAAUACUUGACCUAAACCAGCACAUUUUCUUAAAAAUGGAUUACCAAAUGAUGUAAGGACCUAAGGGUUCCUAACAGGAAAAUCUGCUUUGGCCAUUUUGACCAAUGUCCUGUUACUGUAAUAUAAGCACUUCUUAUUUAUCUUUGG
Molecule: messenger RNA, 1389 nt
Organism: Monopterus albus (swamp eel)
Lineage: Eukaryota; Metazoa; Chordata; Actinopteri; Synbranchiformes; Synbranchidae
Product: neurogenic differentiation factor 4-like
Exons: 2
Coding region: 82-1047 (321 amino acids)
Biological process (GO): camera-type eye development; positive regulation of transcription by RNA polymerase II; axon development
Cellular component (GO): nucleus
Molecular function (GO): DNA-binding transcription factor activity, RNA polymerase II-specific; protein dimerization activity; E-box binding
Source: RefSeq, a predicted model, not a curated record